AUGAUGAAUAUGAAGAAGAGCAUGGAGAGGCAUAUGAGCCUCUACUGGGGAAAAGAUGCUAUAUUACUUUUCCCUAGUUGGCCUAACCACAAUGUUGGUAUGUAUUUCUUAUCUUGCUGGUUUGUGUUUUUCCUUGCAAUGGUUGCUGAGAUUUUGUCAAACAAACCAACCUUCAAGCAAGGGACAAAUCACAUCAAAGGAGGGUUGAUUCAAGCUACCAUAUACUUCUUUCGCGUUAGUUUUCUUUACUUGAUCAUGCUUGCUGUUAUGUCCUUCAAUUUGGGAAUCUUCAUAGCUGCUGUUGUUGGUCAUACCUUCGGUUUCUUCUUAGCCAAGUGUCAUGAUAUUUAUGUUGUCAACAAAGAAAAAAAUAAUGAGUCCUCCAUAUGA
This is a messenger RNA of Cicer arietinum (chickpea), 390 nucleotides long. RefSeq names its product copper transporter 1-like. NCBI's taxonomy places the organism in Eukaryota, Viridiplantae, Streptophyta, Magnoliopsida, Fabales, Fabaceae. The record is from RefSeq and is a predicted model, not a curated record. Gene Ontology annotation, cellular component: plasma membrane. Gene Ontology annotation, biological process: copper ion transmembrane transport. Gene Ontology annotation, molecular function: copper ion transmembrane transporter activity.